This is a messenger RNA of Hemiscyllium ocellatum (epaulette shark), 3989 nucleotides long. Its product is annotated as membrane progestin receptor beta-like. Gene Ontology annotation, biological process: response to steroid hormone. Gene Ontology annotation, cellular component: plasma membrane. The record is from RefSeq and is a predicted model, not a curated record. The transcript is spliced from 2 exons. Lineage: Eukaryota; Metazoa; Chordata; Chondrichthyes; Orectolobiformes; Hemiscylliidae. The coding region runs from base 119 to 1204 and encodes 361 amino acids. Gene Ontology annotation, molecular function: nuclear steroid receptor activity; steroid binding.
UCACACAUUACAGCACUCCAGGGAGAUCAGCACUUCAUCGCCAGCGUGGAAACCCUUUCCUCCAGAAAAUGCCUGCUUCACAGAAAACCGCUUGGUCUCCAGCAGUUUGGUGGUCCAAAUGGUUUGUGAAAUGAAACUGAAGAAUUCCCUUAGCAGCCAUGUGGUUGGUGGUAUCCUAGAGAGACUGAAUGCCAUCACCAUCAACCCCCAGCACAUCCUGGAGGAGAUUCUACCAAGGGUGCCCAGCACCGUGACUGACAAUGACGUGCCCAUGCUUUUCCGGGAGCCCUACAUCCACAGUGGCUAUCGGCAGGUGGAGCAGGAUUGGAAAUACUACCUUCUCAGCCUCUUCCAGCAGCACAAUGAGGCACUCAAUGUCUGGACUCACCUGCUGGCUGCUCUGGUGCUUGUGGUCCGUUUCCGAGCAUUCCUGGAGACAACCUCGCCAUUCCCCACCGUCUACAGCCUCCCACUUUGCUUCUUCGUGAUUGCCUGUGUGACCUACCUGUCCUGCAGUGUGCUAGCCCAUCUCUUCCAGUCCAAGUCAGAGCUGGCCCAUUACUCUUUCUACUUCCUGGACUAUGUAGGUGUGGGUGCUUACCAAUAUGGCAGUGCCCUGGCACAUUACUAUUAUUGCAUGGAGCCUGAGUGGCACCAGGUGAUUCACCCGUUCUUCCUGCCCAUUGCUGCCAUCCUGGGCUGGCUCUCCUGCUUGGGCUGUUGUUUCUCCAAAGUCCACUUCCAGCGACCUUACCCCAUCACCCGGAAGGUGUGCCAGAUGGUGCCCGCCUUUCUGGCCUACCUCCUGGACAUCAGCCCCAUUGUCCACCGGAUUGCUACCUGCUGGGUACGGGACUGCACUGACCAUGCUGUCUGGUACCACACCUGGCAGAUCAUCCUGUUUGUCAUCGCUUCCGGCUUCUUCUCUUACCCAGUGCCAGAGAAAUAUUUCCCGGGAAGAUUCGACAUCGUGGGACACGCCCACCAGAUCUUCCACGUGUUCCUGUCCCUCUGCACGCUAGCUCAGCUGGAGGCUGUGCUGUUGGACUACAGCAACCGGCGGGAGAUGUUCUCCACCCGGGGAGAUGAGCGCAUGGUCUACAUCUCGUGCAUGAACUUCAUCGUGCUGAUCGCCUGCAGCGGCAGCUCAGCCAUCUACAUGAGGAGAAUAGUCAAAAACAAGCUGCACAAGAAAGGGGACUGAGGGAUGAGAUGUGGGCCCCGGUCUCCUCUCUGGGUUUCCUGGAGGAUUUGUCUGGAUCUCGAACAGAAGCUCAUGAUUUUGAUUUGAAUAUAAGCAGAUCUCAAGGCUCCAGGCCCACCCCUGGGUCUUGUUUGUAUUCAUUUGUUAGUGGAGUCUUGUCCGGGAGGGAACUGCGGUCCCUACGACUGAGGGGACAUGUGUGAGGGAUGGGGUGGGGGGGAGUCUGUCUGACCUGCAGAGGUGAGGGUCUCCUGUCUCAUACUGUGGGGCCACACAAAGCUGGUGAUGAUACUGCCAGGUGGUCUCUCAGUUUGUUCAGCAUCAGAUGCCCCAUCCCUUGGAAAAACUCCUCUGUGCUAGUUGAACAUCACAAAUGGAUUGAGAGGGUACCGGGACAGACUGGCAGCAAUAGGGUACACCAACAAAGCUAGAACUGAAUAGGUGACUCUCAUCCAGCAGUAUCAUAGAAUCCCUAUUGGCAGUGUGGAAACAAGCCAUUCAGCCCAACAAGUUCACACUGACCCUCCAAAGAGCAUCUCACCCAGACUCACAUACCUACCCUCAUCAUCCUGCAUUUCCCAUGGCCAAUCUACCUACCCUACAUAUCCCAGGAAAUUAUGGGCAAUUUAGCAUGGCCAUUCCACUCAUCCGGCACAUCUUUGGACUGUGGGAGGAAACCGGAGCACCAGGAGGAAACCCACGCAGACACAGGGAGGAUGUGCAAACUCUGCACAGACGUCACCUGAAAAGUUCAGGUAUCCCAAAGGGGGUAAAUGGCUAACUUUAUAUCAGUGUAGAGUGUAGAGACAGCUUCACUCUGUAUCUAACCCCGUACCGCCUCUGUGUUUGAUGGGGACAGCGUAGAGGUAGCUUUACUCUGUAUCUAAUCCUGUGCUGUAUCGGUCCUCAGUGUGUUUAAUGCUGACAGUGUAGAGAAAGCUUUACUCUGUAUCUAACUCUAUGCUAUCCCUGUCCUGGGAGUGUCUGAAGGGGAAUGUGCAGAGGUAGCUUUACCUUUAGUUUAAAAGAGUAUAUGGAGCUUUACUUUAUAUCUAACCUCAUGCUGUACUUGUUUUGGAAACAUUUGAUGUGGACAAUGUAGAGGGGGUUUUACUCUGUAUCCAGCUCUGUGCUGUCCCUGUCCUGGGAGUGUUUGAUAGUGACAGUGUAGAGGUAGCUUUACUCUGUAUCUAACUCCAUACUGUUGCUGUCCCGUUAGUGUCUGGUGGGGACAAUGUAGAGAUCUUUACUCUGUAUCUAAAUCCUGUACUGUCCCUGUCCUGGGAGUGUUUGAUGAAGACAUUGUAGAGGAAACUUUACUCUGUAUCUCACUUCGUGCUGACCCUGUCCUGGGAGUGUUUAAUGGUGACAAUGCAGAGGGAGCUUUACUCUGUAUCUAACCCCAUGUUGUCCCUGUCCUGGGAGUGUUUGAUCUGUACAGUAUAGAGAGAGAUUCACUUUAUAUCUAACCCCUUGCUUUACCUGCCCUGGGACUAUUUGAUAGAAGGGACAUUUUAGAAAGAGCUUUAUUCUGUACCUAACCCUGUGCUGUCCCAGUCCUGGGAGUGUUUAAUCGAAAAAGAGUGAAGGAAGCUUUACUUUCAGUUUAAAAGGGUAGAAGGAGCAUCACUCACUCUGUGUAGAAAAUGAGGUCUGCAGAUGCUGGAGAUCACAGCUAUCCUAUUCCUUGGAUGCUGCCUAACCUGCUGUGCUCUAACCAGCAACACAUUUUCAGCCAUCACUCACUCUGUCCCUGUCCUGGAGAGAUGCCUGGCUGAAAUCUGAGUUGACGAGUUAUAUGAAAUGUAUGACUGUCUGUAUAUUUCUUUGUGUAAUUUAAAAAUACUCAGCAAGUGAAGUGAAUUGCAGGGGACAUUAAUGUCAGAGUCCCAUUUCUCCUUUUCAGUCUUAAGUAUAUCUUAAGUAAGUCUUUAAUUUAUGAUCUGUAUUAACAAUGUAGUACAAGUAUCUAUUGAAAUGUUGAACCAGCAGGGGAAGGGAAAGUUCAUGGAGCAUGUUGCACUGUCAAAGGGAAUCAGAUUCUGAAAUCAUUUUCAUUUCCUUGCUGAGCCUCACUGUUGGUGGUGAUGAAGGGGUAUGGUGCCUCAUUGAGUGUUGGCAGAGUAUAAUGAUGAUUGGUUCAUGAUGCUGGGAGCUGUGAGGAGCCGAUCAGGGUAGAAUAGAUCAGAGAAUGGGUUAAAAUUGCUGACUGGUGCCUCAUUCUUUUUGGCAAGCAUGCAGUGAUCUGAAUCUACUCUCAGUUCAUUAGCUACUGACCUUUCACCAGAUCACACCUGAUCUAUCACCAUAAUUCCAUCAGGAAAUUGGGGACACCAUGAGGAGAGUAUUCAACAAAGAUUGGUACCAGUCUCCCCCAUUUCUCUGAGAUGUCCCGUUGAUCUCUCAGUAAAGUGACAGGAGAAUAGCUGUGUAAUUCAAUAAUGCAUUUGAUGACAAUGAAUUUAUACAGGAGUUACACAGUCAGGACCCAGAAUUAGUAAUUCAGUUACAAGCAAACAAGCUGUGUUCAGACACAGAUAGGCAUAGAUGAGAUCAGAAAGAAUCUUGGAAUAACAUUAUACAGUCAUUUUAGGAAUAACCCAUUUUAGAAUUAGCCCACAGAUUGCCAGGUUUUUAAAAUUAACAUCACAGUUUGUAAUCACAGGUGUGAGCCUGACAUCUGGAGUAUUAUACAAUGACCCUUUGUCCAUCAGCGUUAAUUCAACUGUUUCUGAGCAAUUAGUCAGCUUAAAAAAAUGCUCAUUUAUUUUUUAACUCAAGCAUC